CUUUUCCAGCUCUUGUCAUGUCUUUUCAAGUGCACAGUGAAUUCUCUCACUUUAUUUACAAGUGCAGGGGCUGCAUUGUUCACAUACUAUCCUAUGUACCUAAUGUAUAUUUGGAAGAUUAAAAGUAGCAUCCACUAUAGGGCAAACAUAUAUACUAACGGACUGUCCUGCUCUUAACAGUACCAGACACUGCUUUUACUCAGACAAUACGUAUUCAAAAGUCUUCCAAAAUGUCGCAGCAGGAGAAAUCCUGGCGUUUUUAUCAAAUAUUCAAGUGAAGGACCUCAUGUAGAUGCUGUUGUUGACUCUGCUGAAAUGUAAGAUUUUAUUGUUGUAAUUCUCUAAGAAUGACUGGAAUGCCUUUCUUUACCUACCUUGAUCUUGCCAUGAAAAUAGCCACUGAUGCUGGCAUGGCAUUAAAAGAACAAUAAAUAAAUAAAUCCACUAGAUGGCACACCAGAGCUAAAACCUCAGUCUGUCAUAUUUCUAUGUAAACCUGUAAAAUGUUCAGUGAGUUUCCAUAUUUGUCUCUGUGCAGCAACUUAGAGAUUUUAAACCCAUGGAUGAGUUCUGUUUCAAAUAGGAACCUAUGAGAUUUAUUUAUAUAAAAAAUAAAAAUUGUAAAAAAAAAUCUAAUUUUCAGUAUAAUUUUUAAAAUUAAAUUAGUUAUUUUUGUAGACAUUAAAUAAGUUAUCAUUUUAAAAAAAAGUGAAAAAAAAAAUGCAACACUAGUGCCACUAAUAUAUAUCUCUCCCGUUGAAGUGUCUUUGAGAAUCAUGAUAUACUUUUGUCAUAUUGCUCUCCCUAGUGCUGAAUGAAGACAGGAUAUGUGUGGAAAGCAUGUGGUCACCCAACUCUGGUAAAAGCCCUGUCUAAGGUGUACAGUAAGGUGCAUAACCGUCAAAUUGACCCUUUCAAAGAGAUCCUGGUGACUGUGGGAGGUUACGGCUCUUUAUUCAGUAUGUUUCAGGCCCUUGUGGAAGAGGGAGACGAGGUUAUAAUAAUUGAACCCUUCUAUGACUGCUAUGUUCCUAUGGUUAAGAUGACAGGAGCCAGACCGGUUUUAAUACCACUUCGCCUUAAAUCCAGUAAGAAGGCAGACAUCAGCAGUGCAGACUGGGUUCUGGAUCAGGACGAACUUGCCAGUAAAUUUAAUUCCAAAACAAAAGCCAUCAUUAUUAACAAUCCUAAUAACCCCAUCGGGAAGGUGUUCAGCAGGAGCGAGCUGCAGGCUAUCGCAGAUCUCUGCAUCAAGCACGACACAUUGUGCUUCAGCGAUGAGGUGUAUGAAUGGAUCAUAUACAAGGGGCAUGAGCAUGUGAGGAUAGCGACUCUUCCUGGCAUGUGGGACCGAACCAUUACCAUUGGUAGUGCGGGAAAAACAUUCAGUGUGACCGGUUGGAAGCUGGGUUGGUCCAUAGGACCUGAGCACUUGGUCAAACACCUCCAAACUGUCAUGCAGAACACACUGUACACCUGUGCAACACCACUACAGGAGGCAGUUGCACAUGGACUUCUGCUGGACUGUGAACGAAUGGGGCAGCCUGACUGCUAUUUCUCUUCCCUAGCUGAAGAGUUGGAGGGAAAGAGAGACCAUCUUGCAGCCAUUUUGAAGCAGGCAGGGAUGUGUCCUGUAGUACCUGAAGGAGGUUACUUUAUGCUCGCCGAUGUCACAGCUCUCGAUCAGGAUGUUUCAGACGUGGAAGGUGAUGAGCCGUAUGACUACAAGUUUGUCAAGUGGAUGAUAAAGGAGAAAAAAUUGGCAGCCAUUCCUGUAACAGCGUUCUGCGGGGACGAAUCCAAGAAGCAGUUUGAGAAAUACAUCCGGCUGUGUUUCAUUAAGCAAGACAGUACACUGGAUGCUGCUGAGGUUAUUCUGAAGAACUGGAACAAUGCUUGACAGAUGUUACAGCAACACUGCAUUAGCCUUCAUAUCUCAGCGCUGUAGGGGAGGGCCACAUUCCCUUUGAUGAACUUGUACAGUUGACUGGGUAGAGAAAUGUUUUUAGUGCCACUGAAGUCAAUUACAGACAAUUACAACUGACCUUAUGUUAUGUGAUUGUGGACUACCUUUUACUGUUUAAAUGUUUGGUUUGAGUACUGAAUACAAUGUGAUCUAAUUAAAGGUUCUUCUAUUGGA
This is a messenger RNA of Ictalurus punctatus (channel catfish), 2140 nucleotides long. RefSeq names its product kynurenine--oxoglutarate transaminase 3. Lineage: Eukaryota; Metazoa; Chordata; Actinopteri; Siluriformes; Ictaluridae. Gene Ontology annotation, cellular component: cytoplasm; mitochondrion. The record is from RefSeq and is a predicted model, not a curated record. Gene Ontology annotation, biological process: biosynthetic process. Gene Ontology annotation, molecular function: L-kynurenine:2-oxoglutarate transaminase activity; pyridoxal phosphate binding. The transcript has 11 exons. The coding region runs from base 815 to 1900 and encodes 361 amino acids.